GCAUUCUGUACAUUUAGCAAAUUUUUGGGAGUGUGUAUAAAUGAAGGGGUGAAAACAAAAACAAGAAAGUCAAUAAUUUAUGAAGUGCUGUAUUGUAUUACACAAGUUUCAUUCUUAAAUUGCGCAUUUUUCUUACAAAUAAUUGAAAAGUUAUAUACAAUUCAAGCUUUAUUUAUAUGUAAAGUAAAUCAAAGCAGUCUAUAAAUAUUUACCAAAUAAUAUAGUAAAGCAUAAAUUAACACAAUGUUUAUAUGAUAUCAAAACAUAAUCGUCCCUUCUAAUUCAUCUUACUUUAAAACUUGUCAACAUAAUCAGAAGCAGUGAUAUUGAAACAUUGAAAUUCUAAUUAGUACGAAACAUACAGGUUCGUAAUAAUUAGGAGAAUUCUUAAGAGAAUUAGAAUUUUAAUGUCUCAAAAUUAGGUGCCUCUGAGAAAUGUAGCAUUUUCAAACAUAUUAUUACUGAAUACAUAGUUUGUAUUUUCUGUCUGAAUCGUUAUGGUAGACGUGAAUGUUACGUCCAUGACGUGAUGUUUGUGAAAUAUCUGUGUUAAUUUAAGGUUUAUUGCAAAUAUUGCAAUCGCCAUCUGCCGCUACAAUAAUCUAGAGAGGCAGACCUCAAUUAGACUACCUAUUCCACUCUGCAAUAUAUGAUGGAUACAAAUUUUCUCUCUCUUUCGCUCGCCUAUAAAUAUUUCCACGAGUUACAGAGACAAAAAAUAUUACAGUAUUAUUUCCUUGCAGAGUAAAAAUUUGCAGCAACAUGGCACAAUAACUACCGAGAGUACAGAUAAAGCGAGUAUCAAGUCGGUUGCUGACCAAGUGCUAAGUUAGUAAUUAGUUAAUUUAGCUUAGCUGACAAAGCAAAAUAUUUUACGAGUUUAGUACUGCCAAGUGACCUACUUGAAUUUAGCUUGGGUAGCUCUUGAUCAGCAACCCACGUGUUUUUACAUUUGUACCUUAUUUUACCUAGUUCCUGUAUUUCUAGUUAUUGGUUUCGAUAUUUUUAUUACUACAAGUAGUAUUUGAUUUAAGCAAAAAUAGCAUAAUUAAAAUGAUGUGGCAUACGCAAUUACGUAAAAUAGUAAAAGCUAUCAUUAUUCAUUUCAUAAUGAUCUCGCCUUGUACAAUUAACACGCACAACAGAAAAAAAAUUGCGCAUUGAGGGAAAAUAACGGAAAUUAAGUAGGUAUAUUUUAUCGCAAUAUAACUAACAGCAUUACUAGGUAGUUCGUUACUUGAAGAGUGAAGUGGAAACAGUUUUGUCUCACUCUUAUAAUAUUCUAUAAGGUAAUGAUCAAAAUUAUUAAAUGCGUUACCUAUUUUACUAGAACCUAUCGUUCGUUUGUUUCAAAUCAUACAUGGGAAGUAAUAUACUUUCCAGAUAAUAUACAUUUACUAUAAAUGCUCAUGUUUCUCGACUUUAGUAAGAUUCAUAAAUCAUUUGUUGAAUGUAUUGUAAUCUUACACUAAAUAUUCAAAUACAAAAAUAUUUCGUCCUAGAAGUUCCUAAUAACACACAUCUCGUUGACCUACGUCAAGACAUUUACAUUAUGUAAAGAAAAAGGCAUAUAAAGUAAUUUUUACAGUCUUUUACGCCAUUUUAUUUUUAUAAAACGGUGACCAAUUGGCUGUGCUAACUUAACCAGCAUGCAAAUAAAAUAAAGUAUCUUUUGCGUUUCCUUUACUAGUUCAGCAAAUUAACAUAGUACAUAGCUACACAACACACUGACAAUUGUUAAGAAGAGCCAUCUAUUGGAGCGCGUGAGAAGCUCCAACCAAAGAUCAAUGGCAAUACUAUCACCGAGCACACCGCAUCGAUUACGUCACGCGAUGUCAAGAAACCACAACAGAUGGCGCUGAAGCACACCUAUAUAAACGAUUGCACGGACGCUUAACGUCUCUCAUUCUCAUUUGAACUUUCAACUGAAAUAUUGUAAACGCUUUAUUGUAAAGUAAUAAAUCCCAGUAUAUCUUCAAAGUCGCCUGAUUUACCCGUGUUGAUCCAUACACACAAGAAGAUUAGGAGUCACAGACAAUAGCUAGAAAUUAGAAGCCUAGGAACACACUCUGAACACGCAAACAUUGGACCUUCAGAGCCGCAUCAUCCAUCAUCACAUCGAGGGAUCAGCAAAGGGUACCGUGUUGUGCUUCCUCACGAGUCACGUACGCAGUUUACAGGAAUUUGGUGAGUACCCACUUUUAUAAAUCGUCAAAAUGAGUGUUGAAAACGUAACCGUUCGUUGUAAAUCUCCUAAUUUGUGCGUAGAUUCUGAUGAUACUGUAAUUAGAGAAUUAAAUAAAAAACGCGGUUCAAUCAAGGGUAGACUGACGUUAUUCGUAAAAUUUGUAAAUUCUUUUCAUAGCCACUCUCGUCCUAGCGAUAAACAAUUAACCGAAUUAAAAUUGCGUAGUGAAUUAGCCAAAUCAUUAUUUAGUGAAUUUAAUAGCAUUCAAAGCUCCAUCGAAAUGCUCAUGGUGUUAGAUAGUGAAACUGCAAUUCAGUUAGAACAUCGUGAAUCAUUUGAAAAUAUUUAUUACGAAACCAUGGCAGAAGCAGAAAGUUUAAUAAAACGUUUUAGCCUUUCUGAUUCAACUAGUGCUAGUUCUAGGUGUGAAGCUUCGAUAAAUAUUAAGCUUCCUACUAUUUCACUACCCUCCUUUGACGGGUCGUUUGAAAAUUGGUUAGAGUUCAGGGAUACCUACCUUUCUAUGAUUCACAACUCCACCCAGCUUGAUGACAUUCGUAAAUUCCAUUAUUUGCGUACAUCGCUAACUAGUCAGGCAGCUCAAGUUAUUAAAUCAAUAGAAUGCACAUCAGAAAACUACACAAUAGCUUGGGAUUUGCUCAAUGAGAGGUAUAAUAACGUCAAGUUGCUGGUACAUAAUCAUGUCAAGUCUUUAUUUACCAUUCAAAAUCUAAAUAAAGAGACUUCAUUUCAUUUAAGGAAAUUAAUUGAUAUAGUUUCAAAGAAUUUACGUGCCUUAAAGACACUCGGGGAACCUAUAGAAUAUUGGGAUACACUUAUUAUUUAUAUCAUUACUUCCAAAUUAGACGCAGUAGUUGAGAAAGAGUGGGAGGAACAUAAAAAUAAUUUAUUUACGCAGCAUCAUAAACGCAUUAAGUUAGACGAUCUCAUUACAUUCUUGAAAAAUAAGGCUGACACUUUAGAAAUGAUUAAAGCGCAUAAUUCUUCAUCAUUUUCUAAUAGUAAAGUCCCUUUUGAUAACAAUAAAAAACCUCAACAACAAUCGCAACAAAAAUCACAUAUUUUCGCUUCAACAAAAAAUAAUGUGAAUUCCAAAAGUACCCGCACAUGCUCAUUAUGCAGCGGAAAUCAUUCGCUUUAUUCUUGUACUAAGUUUUUGGAUUUAAACGUUAAAGAGAGAUUAGAAUUCGUUAAUAAUAAAAGGUUAUGUGUUAAUUGUUUACGAGCUGGACAUUUCGCUUCAGAUUGUUAUUUUGGUCCGUGUAAACAGUGCAGUAGAAAACACAACAGUUUAUUGCACAGUAACAAUAAUGAUAAAGUAGAAAACGCAUUAGUAUCAGUCGUGGAGUGCCAACCGGAUUCGAACCCCGUACUGCACUCGUCGGCAGUGUUGCAUACAGCCGAACCGACACGAAACGAGAAUUCGAACAAUAGUUUGUAUACGCAGGCGUCAGAAACUGUUUUAUUAUCCACAGCUUUAGUGGAGAUAGCAGGUAAUGACAAUGUAUAUCAUAAGGCUCGCGCUUUGUUAGAUAGCGGCAGUCAACACUGUUUAAUUACAGAAAAUUUACGUAAAAAAUUAAAAGUCGAUUCGAUACAGUCCACAUAUAAUAUCACAGGAAUAGGGCAUUCACACACUCAGUCAACAGAGUUGUGCGAAAUUAAGGUCAAGUCAUUAAACGGUGAUUAUAAUACUCGCUGUAAAUGUAUAGUUUUGAAACAUAUAACUUCAAAUUUACCAACAGUUCCAUUACAUUAUAACUCUUUAGACAUUCCGAAUAAUAUUCAGUUAGCCGAUUCGUUAUUUUAUUUACCGUCAAAAAUUGACUUAUUGAUCGGGGCUGACGUGUUUUGGGAAUUGUUGAUAGAAGGUAAAAUGCGAUUACCGGCAGGUCCUUANUUAUAA
Ostrinia furnacalis (Asian corn borer) is the source of this 4115-nucleotide messenger RNA. RefSeq lists its product as uncharacterized. The transcript has 2 exons. The record is from RefSeq and is a predicted model, not a curated record. NCBI's taxonomy places the organism in Eukaryota, Metazoa, Arthropoda, Insecta, Lepidoptera, Crambidae. Bases 2217 to 4115 code for a protein of 632 amino acids. Gene Ontology annotation, molecular function: nucleic acid binding; zinc ion binding.